Messenger RNA from Thamnophis elegans (Western terrestrial garter snake), 2631 nucleotides. RefSeq names its product endoplasmic reticulum metallopeptidase 1 (gene ERMP1). Gene Ontology annotation, biological process: proteolysis. NCBI's taxonomy places the organism in Eukaryota, Metazoa, Chordata, Lepidosauria, Squamata, Natricidae. The record is from RefSeq and is a predicted model, not a curated record. Bases 13 to 2631 code for a protein of 872 amino acids. The transcript has 15 exons. Gene Ontology annotation, molecular function: metalloexopeptidase activity.
CCUCCCUCGAGAAUGAGAAGCGGUACUGAUUGCGGCGAGGAAGUUUUGGACCUUUCUCGCUGCCGUAGGCUUCUUACACCGCGGCAAGUCCCGACGGGAUCUUUAGCAAGGACCGGCUCAGGAUUUCGAAUGGAGCGGAGUUCGGCGGCAGUAAGCACGGUGAGGCGCCUCCGGAGCCAGGAGCCGCCGCUACACAAUAAUAACCAGCAACAAGGCCGACGGCGGGGACAGCAGCAGCAGCAGCAGGAGCCUCCGAAGCAACUCUGGGAGAAAGAAGAAGAUGAGCGGGACGGCAAGAAAAAGUCGGCAGGGAGAGGCGCGAGCUCCCUCCCGGAGCUGCUGACGGCGCUCGCGCUGCUCCUCUACUUGCUGGGUCUUCGCGGGCUCGUGCAUGUUUCCUUCCAGCAGUUGGUGAACGAGGCGAGCGACCCCGCGGAAUUCAACGCCCCGCGCGCCAGGAAAUAUUUAGAAAAUAUUACUGCAAUUGGUCCGAGAAUUGUUGGAAGUCCAGAAAAUGAAAUUUUCACUGUUGACUACCUCUUGAAACAAGUUAAAGCUAUUGAAAUUAAAAGCAAUCAUGCCCAUACAAUCUCUGUAGAUAUACAGAGGCCAACAGGCACUUUCAGUAUUGACUUUCUUGGAGGAUUCACCAGUUAUUAUGACAAUAUUACUAAUAUUGCUGUUAAACUGGAACCCAGAAGAGGAGCUAAACAUGCUGUGAUGUUGAAUUGUCACUUUGAUUCUUUACCAAAUACUUCAGGUGCUAGUGAUGAUGCUAUCAGCUGUUCUGUAAUGCUUGAAAUACUGCACACGCUUUCAAAAUCGUCUGAAUCUUUGCAACAAUCUGUUAUAUUCCUCUUUAAUGGGGCAGAGGAAAGUAUCUUACAGGCUAGUCAUGGCUUCAUUACACAACACCCGUGGGCCAAAUCAGUGAAAGCAUUUAUUAAUCUAGAGGCUGCUGGAGUAGGAGGGAAAGAACUUGUGUUUCAGACUGGACCUGAAAACCCUUGGCUGGUACAGGCAUACAUCUCUGCUGCUAAGCACCCUUUUGGUUCUAUCGUGGCUCAAGAGGUGUUUCAGAGUGGUGUCAUCCCUGCAGACACAGAUUUCCGUAUUUACAGAGAUUUUGGCAAUGUUCCAGGAAUAGACCUGGCUUUCAUUGAAAAUGGUUACAUCUAUCAUACAAAAUAUGACACGGUGGAUCGAAUUUUGACAGAUUCUAUUCAGAGAGCAGGUGACAAUAUCUUAGCUGUGCUAAAAUACUUAGCAAAGUCAGAUAUAUCAACCAAAUCUCAGGAGUAUCAACACGGAAAUGUUGUCUUCUUUGAUGUUUUUGGCAUGUUUAUUAUGGCUUACCCAGCUCGUGUCGGUGCCAUUAUGAAUUGCAUCAUUGCGUCAGUGGCCAUGCUUUAUCUAAGCAAAAAAGCUCUACAGCCAAGAAAAAGAGCAAUUACUUAUCUGAAGGAAUUUGCCGUUGCUUUAGGCUUUAUAGUGCUUGGUUUCUUUGUCACCUUCAUUGGCAUCCUUCUUGUGGCAAUAUUUAUUUCUCUUAUUGGACAAUCUCUUUGCUGGUAUACCCACUACUAUGUCGCCCAUUUUCUCUACGGAUCUGCAGCGCUGGCUAUACUGAUUUUUGUGCAUACAUUAGCCAAGAAAUUUUAUUAUAAACAUGCAAAUGAACAGUUCCUAGGAGAACUCUUCUUUGAUGUUCCACUUGCACUUUGGUCUAUUUCAGGAUUUCUGCUUACUUACCAAGGACUUUCGUCUGCAUAUGUUUGUGCAAUAUGUGUAGCUUUUCCACUCCUCACAAAACUAAUGACCUAUAAGGAAUUGAAAGAAAAAGGUGCUACAAUGAAAUUUGUAACAGUUUAUCUCCUGGGAAUGUUUAUUCCAUACCUCUAUUUAAUGUACCUUCUCCGGCUUGUAUUUGAAAUCCUAAUUCCCAUUAUGGGGCGCAGUGGUUCUGAAGCUCCACCAGAUGUAGUCAUGGGUAUUUUCGUCCUUGCAAUAUGCAUAUUUCUGUCUUCCUAUUUGCUCAGCUUUAUUUAUCUGUCCAGAAGCACAAAGUUGACCUUAAUAUCUUUGACAACUAUUUUUAUAGUCACAUUUAUCCUUGUUUCCAGUGGAAUCUUCUUCCCUUUCAGUUCGGAUUUGGCAAACCCGAGGCCUAAGCGAAUGCUUCUUCAGCAUUUAAACAGAAGAUUUCAUAGCCUAGAUGGUCACUUGGAAAAAAGUGAUUCUGGAAUAUGGAUGAAUGGGAUGGACUACAGUGGGAUAUCGCUCAUUACACCCCACCUGCCUGAGCUCAACGACUCUAUUGCAGCCACAUGUGAGGAAGGAUCCCCUCUCUGUGGAUUUCCUUGGAUUCUACCCGUGAACUACUUUUUUCGGAAAACAUGGUAUCUUCCUGCACCAGCAAUUACUCCCCAAAACCCUAUUCGCUUUCAGCUUCUUUCUAAAGAGCAAACACAAUGGGAUUCUACAAAGCUAACCUUUGAAGUAAUAGAGGGGAGCGAAAGCGCUGUUUAUUUGUUUAUUUACUGGUACAAUUGCAGAAUGGCAGUAUUCUGCCAGCAAGAUUUUGAAUUGCAGGAAUUCUACAAUACAGCCCUCCAUUUUGAAGUCAGCUGA